GGCUCUGGGGGAGAAGGGGACGCUGUAGGCGUGGACGGGAUGGGCCGUCCCCAGGGUGCAUGUCCACUUUUGGCUGCAGGAACCGAGGCCCAGCACCGACACUAUGCGGUGUUCCUUCAGACACCGCCUCCUGAUCUCCGUGGCCGUCGGAUUCCUGUGGCUCUUCCUCACUUUGCAAAUCCCCAGCGACAAGGACGAGGAUAAAAAUAAGGCCCAUGCUUUGCUUUCGUCGAUGCCCCAGGACAGUCCCGGCAGAAGGAAGGCCCCGAGACCACUAGCCAACUGGCAGGACCUCACCUCCAAAUACAUGAAAACGACCCAGCAGCGAAGAAAGACGUGGCUGACGGUGGGCAUCUCCUCGGGCCCAGGGCGGGACCCCAACGGCCUCCUGUACACGCUGGGCAACCUGUUCCGCGCCUCCUCCAAGGUGGAGCAGAAGCACCUCACGGUGCUGGUCCACCUGGCAGACUCGGACCUCACGUGGCUCCGGGAGACCAUCGUUCAGAUCUCAAGCCUCUUCCACCCCCAGAUCCUGGCGGGGCGGCUGGUGCUGAUCCACGCGCCCCCGGACGCCUACUCCGCAGCGGGUCCCGUUGAGGGCCAGGAGGCCCGCUGCGGGGACGCAGCCUCCAAGCGGAACGUGGACCACGCCUUCCUGGUGAGCUUCGCCGCCCGGCUCUCCGACUACUUCCUCCUGCUGAGGGACAACACCUUCUGCGCCCCCAGCUUCCUCACCCACAUUCGUCGGAAGGUGUGGGCCAUGCGCGCCCACCCCUGGGUGCUGCUGGAGUUCUCCAACAGGGACUCCCUGGGCAAGCUGUUCCGCGGCGGCGACCUCCCCCGGCUGGCCCGCUUCCUCCUGCUCUUCCACGAGGACCAGCCCCUGGACCGGCUGAUCCCACGUUUCAGCAUCCUCCUGGCCCAGAGGAGGCCCGCCCUCUGCAGGCCCUUCCUCUUCUACCACCGGGUCCCCUACUACAGCGCCAACCAGGACCACCAGGCCCGGGCCGCUCAGAGCCGGGGCCCCCACGGCCCCCACAACCCGCCGGGAGCCGUGUUCACAGACAUGAAGGUCUUCGGUGUCCACUUCCCCUGGGAGGCCUACACCCUGGAUGAGUCUUUCUUUUGGACCCACAAUGUCACCGCUGGGAGCCACCUGACGGUCAUUCUGAACCGCCCCGCGAACCUGAGCCGAGUGCAGGUGCUGACGGGCACCAUCGUGGAGGGAAAGCACGCCCUGCAGAGGGGGCAGGUGGAGCUGGGCCACAGCCCUGAGGGGGUGCCCCAGUUCUGCACCAGCUUCGUCCUGCUGGGCCAGCUCCUGGAGGGGCAGCUGGAUCAGGAGGUGCUGCCGACACCCGCGGGGGCCGACGUGAGCUGCGUGAAGCUGGUGGUGAACGCCGACCAGGCGGGCGGGCUCAUGGUCAGGCACAUCUACCUCUGGGAGGAGAGCGCCAGGGCCACCGAAGCGGCUCAGGGUUGAAGAUCGAUCGGUAAAGGGUGCGAACAACUAAAGCCUGGAAGCCGUUUCAUUCCAGCCCCUCUGAGUGGCCGGACGAGGGAAGAGGGUCAGAGGGAGACGCUCCAUCACGCGUUCCGUACCACAGAGACGUCAGGAGGCCUGUCCCUUCCCCUUUGCUCCCAGACGAGUGACUUGUACAGUCUGUUUUUCUUUCUUUUUUAAAAAUAUUUUUUAUUGAUGUCAGAGAGGAAGGGAGAGGGCGAGGGAGACCAAAACAUCAAUGACCACUGGGGGUCGAGGCUGCAACCCGGGCGUGUGCCCUGACCAGGAAUGGAACCGUGACCUCCUGGUUCUUGGGUCGGGGCUCAACCACUGAGCCAUGCUGGCUGGGCUCAUUUUCCAAACUUUUACUGAAUCUCCCCUGCGAGGGGAGUGAGGGUGAGGGCCUCAGUGCAAACUUGUCUCCUGCAGGCCUCUGUGGGGAGCGGGCGCCCCCUGUGGACGGAAUAUUGAGAUUCAGGGGCGAGCCCACUGCUGCUCCCACCUGGCACAGUGGGGGUGGGGGUGGAGAUAGAUGAGGGGUGAGGGGGGACUCCAAGGGGGUGCACACUCCGCCCACCGCCCUCCUGAGCCCGUCCCUCCUGCCCAGGAGCUUCAGGGGACCCAGGCAGGAAGGUAGGACAGGCCCAGGCAGGUAGGAUGCCUGGCCCCUCCCCUGGUGGGUGUGGAGGGUGGAUUUUCCCACCCGAAGGCCUGGGGGCAGCGUCCUUUCUUGCACGUGGGUGGCAGAGGCAGGCCCAGCUCAAGGCCGAGGCCAGAACUCCAUCACCAGUUUUGUUUCUUGUUCCUUCUGUCCCUGGGAAGGAAGACCGAGCCUCAUGGUGCAGGUCAGGUGGCAGGGACACAGGGUCACCGACAUUCAUCACCGUCCCUGGAACCCUCCGACCCUGAGGUCCCGGGAGGUCACCACCGCCCUGUCCACAGCCGGGUACCACAGCUCCUGCUUCCUGCCUCCCACACAAGUCCCUCAGCCAGCUCAGGACACACGUGUGCACGGGGCCAGCUCAGGACACGCGUGUGCACGGGGACAGCUCAGGACACGUGUGUGCACGGGGACAGCUCCGUGUGCCUGGGUCUCUCUCUCUCUCUCUCUCUCGUUUAACUCACCUGCAGGACCUCUUGUCGGGCCAGGAUGUCCCUGCUCCAUAGUUGGUACCCAUUCCUGCUGCUCGGCUCUCAGCCUUGGCCCAGCAUGAGACCAGCCUGGGUCUGAGACAUCCUACCUGGCCCUUGACCUCUUCCUUCUGGUCAGCUGCUGCCCACCCUCUGAGACUGUCGCGGGUCCUGACUGUAUUCACAUUUCUACUCCCGUGUGUCACACUGCAUUGAGAAGGGUUCCCAUAUCUUCCUCUCCUGUUUCUUCUCUUCCAGGCUCCAAUGGGUCUGGGACCCCUAGGCAGUGGCCUUGGAGGGCCAAGGG
Messenger RNA from Myotis myotis, 2942 nucleotides. Its product is annotated as alpha-1,3-mannosyl-glycoprotein 4-beta-N-acetylglucosaminyltransferase-like protein MGAT4E. Lineage: Eukaryota; Metazoa; Chordata; Mammalia; Chiroptera; Vespertilionidae. The record is from RefSeq and is a predicted model, not a curated record. Gene Ontology annotation, biological process: protein N-linked glycosylation. Bases 104 to 1483 code for a protein of 459 amino acids. Gene Ontology annotation, molecular function: acetylglucosaminyltransferase activity. The transcript is spliced from 3 exons.